Brenthis ino (lesser marbled fritillary) is the source of this 2139-nucleotide messenger RNA. NCBI's taxonomy places the organism in Eukaryota, Metazoa, Arthropoda, Insecta, Lepidoptera, Nymphalidae. The record is from the annotation of a GenBank genome assembly.
AUGAACGGCAGCACGACGACAGUGAAUGGUGGCGCUGUCAACGGCACUAAUGGAGCUCUAAAUGGAAUCGGGGCGGCUCCACGCACAGCAACCCUCGGAACACCAAACAGCUAUGCAUAUACAUCCAGCGGCUCGUUGCUCGGUCGAGGUGGAUCGGCCAGGCCGGUGCCGCCACCGACACUACCAAAAUAUAGCGGAUCCUUUAGUGCGGGCAGUACCCUAAGUGGAACAGGACUCCGAGAUCGCGACAGGGAAGGACCAGGUGGAUCACACAGACUGGCCAGUCUUGAAAGAUUAGCACUCCGACAGCGUAUAAUUGAACAAAGUUCAAAUAAUCAGGUGUCUGCCGGGUUAAUUAAUAACACUCCUGGGACGAACAGUGGACCCACCUCUGCUACCGCCACCCUUACCGAUACAGCAACGUUGCAGAGCAAGCGCGAGCUGUUUUUCAAAUCGGACACAGUGAGCGGCGGCGGGGUGAGUGCCACUGGCCUUCCGAACACUGCGCCGCCUGUCCCGCCAAUAGCACCUUCAGCCCUCAAAGACGCUCUAUCCAAGCGUUCCGCAACAUUGCCCGAUCCCCCCGAGAACAGUCACCACGAGCCCAAUGGGACAGCAUCCGCAGUCAAGCUUAGCAACAGUGUGUCAGUGGAUGUGGGCAAAACAUCCUCAAUGCCCCCACAAAUGCCCGCGCCACCCGUACCUACAAUGGCACCACCUUCCAUCAACGCGCCGUUAAGAAGUACAGAGAAUAUAAUGAAGAAAUCUGAUCACCCACCGGUUGCGCCAAAACCCGAUUUACCUAAGAUAGAAAAGCCAAAAACCAAAGAAUUAGAUGGAUAUGUUGGAUUCGCAAACCUACCAAACCAAGUGUACAGAAAAGCAGUCAAAAGGGGAUUCGAAUUUACGUUAAUGGUUGUAGGUGAAACGGGAUUGGGCAAAUCCACGUUGAUAAACUCAUUAUUUCUGACGGAAGUUUAUGAUAAGGAUAAACAUCCAGGGCCAUCACUACGCGUUAAAAAGACGGUGGGCGUGGAAACAAGCGUGGUUCUCCUCAAAGAAAAUGGCGUCAAUCUCACUCUCACAAUUGUCGACACACCCGGCUUUGGAGACGCAGUCGACAAUAGCAAUUGCUGGCAACCGAUAAUCGAUUUCGUUGAAUCGAAAUAUGAGGAAUUCUUAAACGCGGAGUCACGGGUGACUCGGAAGGCGGCGCCGCCCGACACUCGGGUGCACUGCUGCCUGUACUUCAUAGCGCCCAGCGGACACGGCCUCAAGCCCCUCGAUGUAGAGUUCAUGCAACGACUCGGCGAUAAAGUCAAUAUUAUACCCGUUAUCGCUAAAGCUGAUACCAUGACGCCCGAGGAAUGCAAGGAUUUCAAGGAGCAGAUAUUAAAAGAGAUCGCACAACACAAGAUCAAGAUCUACGACUUCCCGGAGAGUACGGGGGAGGAGGGCGAGGGCGCGGAGGGCACGCGGGCGCUGCGCGCGCGCGUGCCCUUCGCCGUGGUGGGCGCCAACACCGUCAUAGAGCAGGACGGCCGCCGCGUGCGCGGCAGGAAGUACCCGUGGGGCAUCGCCGAAGUGGAAAACCUAGAGCACUGCGACUUCCUGGCCCUCCGCAACAUGGUGAUCCGCACGCACCUGCAGGACCUGAAGGACGUGACCAGCUCCGUGCACUACGAGAACUACCGCUGCCGCAAGCUCGCCGGCCUCUCGCACGACGGCAAACCGCACAGGAUCAAUUCUAACAAGAAUCCUUUGGCUCAGAUGGAAGAGGAGAAGAGGGAGCAUGAUCUUAAGAUGAAGAAAAUGGAGAGUGAAAUGGAACAGGUGUUCGAGUCCAAAGUGCGCGAGAAGCGCGCCAAGCUGAAGGAGUCGGAGGCGGAGCUGGCGCGGCGGCACGAGGCCACGCGGCGCGCGCUGGAGGCGCAGGCGCGCGAGCUGGAGGAGCGCCAGCGCGCGCUGCUGGCCGAGCGCGCCGCCUGGGAGCGCGACACCGGCCUGUCGCUCGACGACCUGCGCCGCCGCUCGCUGGAGGCCAACAGCAAGGAGACGGUCGACGGGAAGGAUAAAAAGGAUAAGAAAAAGAAAGGUAUUUACUCUGCAUAUCGUAAUGUAUUGAAGAAACAUACUUUA